AUGGUGCCUCGUGUGACCCGCGCUGCAGCUCGGGCGGCAGCAGCGUUGCUCACAGACACCCAACCCAUCAAUCCCCCAGCUGAAGCAUCAAACGCUCCCACCACCACCAAAAGAAAAAGAACCACAAAGGCAGAUGUACCAACACCUAAGAAGAAGACACGACCAAAGGCAACUGCCUCCAAGAAGCAACGCAAGAAACAGACAAAGCCAGUCCUUGCAUCUGCAGUUGAUGAGCUCCCCCAUAACCUGGGACCUGCACCUGUCUCGUUAUCCACAGAUGCAGAUCCUGCAGUGUCAAUCAAUGGCACUGACAAAGAGAACCAGACAAUCAAAGAAGAAAUAGUUGAGAAGCUCGCCACAGAGCUCCAGCAAACCGUUGACAAUGCCACACAGGUUGUUGUCAAGGAGGACCCAGAGCACAAACUAACGAAAAGUGACCAGAAAGGCCAGAAGAAGCCCAAGAGACAUCCAUAUGGCUUGACCCCUGGACAAACUCCCUUCCCUGACUGGGUUCGUCCUACAACCGAAGAGUGUGAAGAGGUCAAUCGAUUGUUGUCUGGCAUUCAUGGAGAGAUUAUCGCACCAAAGACACUUCCCGAACCUUCUCUGACGGUCACUGGCUGUGGCGAGGUCCCAUCUGUUCUUGAUGCCUUGAUUCGCACUUUACUCAGUGGAGCCACAACGGGGAAUAAUUCUGCCAUGGCUUUCAAUGGACUCGUCCAGCGAUUCGGCAUCCUCACUGAGGGUAUCGGCAAGGGGAGUGUCAACUGGGAUGCCGUGCGACAAGCCUCACUGAAGGAUGUCUUCGAAGCAAUCAAGAGCGGCGGACUCGCAGACAUCAAGAGCAAGAACCUCAAGGCGAUCCUGGACAUGGUGCACCAGGAGAACCAGCAACGACGGAAUCUCUUGGUAGAAACUGGACCAGCACACAACAAGAACAAUGACAAAGACAACCAGCCCCCAACAAACAAAGUCGAGAAGGAUAAGCAGUAUGAGAUAGCCUGUGCCGACCAAAACUUCCUCUCGCUUAACCACCUACACAACCUCUCCUCGGAGGAAGUCAUGGUAGAGUUGGUCAAGUACCCCGGGAUCGGCCCCAAGACUGCCGCCUGCGUACUCUUGUUUUGUUUCCAGCGACCAUGUUUCGCUGUCGACACGCACAUCUUCCGCAUCUGCAAAUGGCUGGGCUGGGUACCACCCACUCGCACCAACGAGGUCACCGCGUUCAGUCAUCUGGAGGUACGGAUCCCGGAUCGCCUCAAGUACUCGCUGCACCAGCUGCUCAUCCGCCACGGAAAGACCUGUCCACGCUGUCGAGCUAUCACUGGCGAGUCCAGUGCUGGAUGGGACGAGGGGUGUGUUAUUGAUCAUUUGGUGACGCGGACGGGCAAGCGCAAGGGUGCUGCUGCGACUGAAAAGCCUCAGAAGAAUGGAGGAAAGAAGCAUGGUCGAAAGAAGAGAAAAACAGAGCACAGCGAAUCCAGCGAGGCCAGUGAAUCCAUGGAGAGCGAGGAGACUGAAUGGCACGAGGACUGA
Molecule: messenger RNA, 1536 nt
Organism: Penicillium alfredii
Lineage: Eukaryota; Fungi; Ascomycota; Eurotiomycetes; Eurotiales; Aspergillaceae
Product: endonuclease III domain-containing protein
Exons: 1
Coding region: 1-1536 (511 amino acids)
Biological process (GO): base-excision repair
Molecular function (GO): catalytic activity
Source: RefSeq, a predicted model, not a curated record